Molecule: messenger RNA, 1270 nt
Organism: Phymastichus coffea
Lineage: Eukaryota; Metazoa; Arthropoda; Insecta; Hymenoptera; Eulophidae
Product: trypsin-1-like
Exons: 2
Coding region: 105-911 (268 amino acids)
Biological process (GO): proteolysis
Molecular function (GO): serine-type endopeptidase activity
Source: RefSeq, a predicted model, not a curated record
GCUGAACUAGAUUAUAUACCUAUUCUCGCGUUCGUAUUUUUUAUAUAAAACGCAGCAUCGCUCUAAGAUUUAACUAGCAUUUUAAAUCAUCAAUCAAAGAAACAAUGACGCUUUACAUCAUCUUAAUGGUGCUCUGCCCUGUUAUGAUUUUAGGGGACAUCAUUUCAUGGAUUUCUAUAGUCGAACUAUUGAAGCCCAGCCUAUUCAUUCCACAUGGUCGUAUAGUCGGAGGCACACCAACAUCGAUUGAAGAGCAUCCAUGGCAAGUAUCAAUCCAAAUGUUAGGCUUUCACAUGUGUGGCGGUAGUAUCGUCUCCCAAAAUUUCAUCCUAACAGCUGGCCAUUGCGCGAGUUACCUAUCAGGAUGGCUUAGUGUCCGAGUAAAUAGUUCGAUAAAGCACAAAGACGGCGCGGUGCACCGAGUCGACCAAAUAAUCCGUCACGAGGAUUAUAGCAUAAACGAACUCGGUGUGAGCGUCAACGACGUGGCGGUAUUAAAACUUCGCACGUGCAUAGUACUUGGCCAAGGCAGUCAACCUGUAGACUUAUUUAAUAGCAAUGAGAACGCACCAAAUGGUGUCUUAGCUACAAUUUCCGGUUGGGGUGCAUUAACCGAAGGUGGAAGUUCACCAGAAAUACUUCACAUCGCACAUGUGCCGAUCGUCGACAAAAAGGUUUGCCACAAAGCUUACGAAUUUCAAGGUGGAUUAUCCCAUGGGCAAAUAUGCGCUGCUUAUCCACAAGGUGGAAAGGAUACUUGUCAAGGUGAUUCUGGCGGUCCUAUGGUUGUCGAUGGUCGACAAGCUGGUAUUGUCAGUUGGGGAAAUGGAUGCGCCAGGAAGGGAUAUCCUGGAGUUUACACGGAAAUUGCUUAUUUCCGAAAAUGGAUUUCGAAAAAUACUGGAGUCUAGGUAUAUUUUUCCUCAAGUUCAUGGAAUUACGUUUAAUAAAAAAUGUUUCCACGAAUUCUUGCAUCCGUUUUUAUCUGUGAUUAUUUCAUAUAAAAUUAAUGAAAUAAGAAGUUCGUUAAUAUAGAUUUACUAUAUAUGCAAACGUGAAGAUUAACCUUGGAACUGAAAAAGAUAAUCUUGAUCGAUUGAUUGAUAUCUCCGUGAUGAAAUCAUCAGCAUUAUCUCCAACAGCUAAUAGCAGAAUUAAAAUUUAUUUUAUUUUCGACGGAUUCUCGUCCACAAGGCAGUGUUACUACUUUUGAGACUAACUUUCUUAUUAAAUAAAAUGUUUAUAAAAUUUCUAUCUAGAAAAUUAUUUC